Molecule: messenger RNA, 288 nt
Organism: Helobdella robusta
Lineage: Eukaryota; Metazoa; Annelida; Clitellata; Rhynchobdellida; Glossiphoniidae
Exons: 2
Coding region: 1-288 (95 amino acids)
Biological process (GO): cytoplasmic stress granule assembly; P-body assembly
Cellular component (GO): P-body
Molecular function (GO): mRNA binding
Source: RefSeq, a predicted model, not a curated record
AUGAGCAACGAAAUUCCGUAUCUCGGAAGCAAGAUUAGUUUGAUAUCAAAAGCUGAAAUACGAUAUGAAGGUGUUUUGUACUCCAUUGAUGCCAACGAGUCUACUGUGGCUCUUGCAAAAGUCAGGUCUUUUGGUACAGAGGACCGACACACGGAUCACCCUGUCCAGCCCAGAGAUGAAAUUUUUGAAUACAUAAUAUUUCGAGGUACAGACAUUAAAGAUUUACAUGUGUGUGAUACUAACAAGCUUACACCUCAAGAUCCAGCUAUUGUUCAGGUUGACAUUUGA